AUGUGUUACUUCUAUCAAACACGAUGGGCCUGCGGAUAUUGGAGAUGGGGUCAGUUCAAACAACAGUGCAACAAGGAAUACCGGACGGGCGAGACGUGCGGGCUGAAGCUCGUGUUCGAGACCAUCCUGGAUCCGGACAAAUGCAAGCUCUGCUACGAUAUGGACAAGAAGCACCGCCGGCUCGACAAGAUGAACAGGGACAUUGAGCGCUGGCGCCGCGAGGGGAACCGCAGGGCGACUAUCGAGCGGACAACCAUUGAGGCACGGGAAGUCGAGCGCCAGAUCCACGAAAUGACGACUUCGCAUUGGAACAGGGUUACGCUGGCAAACUGA
Molecule: messenger RNA, 333 nt
Organism: Colletotrichum spaethianum
Lineage: Eukaryota; Fungi; Ascomycota; Sordariomycetes; Glomerellales; Glomerellaceae
Exons: 1
Coding region: 1-333 (110 amino acids)
Source: RefSeq, a predicted model, not a curated record